CCUCUACUCUUCGCCCCACGUACAAAGCUGAAAGCGUUCUCUCCUCAUGAAGCACACGCGCACGGCACAUUCUUUGGAUGGAUUAUGCCCACCAUCCGGAUAUCCGAGUACACGGUUCUACAAAUCGUCGGCCUUGAUGCUGCCGUGCUGCUCAACUUCUACAAAAUGGCCUUUUCUCUCUUUUCCGUGUGUUCGUUAUUCGCGGUCGUAGUAUUGAUGCCUAUCAAUCUGAAGCACAAUAUCGACAUCGGAGAUGGCAGGGACGACGAUGAUGAGGAGACACUAAGGUCACUCAUUACCGCGAACGGCACGUCACCAGCGAUACCUGGGCAUGACUGGCUCGACCUCAUCAACGACGCCAACUCCUACCUCACCAUGCAUCUACUAUUCACCUACCUUUUCACGAGCAUCACACUCUACUUCAUUCACCGGAAUUACAAGAAAUUCGUUCGUGCGCGCCAGCUUUUCUCCCUCGAGCUUGUGCACUCAAUAUCGGCACGCACGGUCAUGGUCGCGCAGUUGCCUCCGCAGCUGCGAAACGAACGUGCGCUGGCAGAAUACUUCGAGGCCAUGGACAUGAGCGUUGAGAGCGUGAGCGUAUGUCGCGAAGUCGAGUCGCUCAAGGAGCUGCUUGACGAACGCACCGCCGCGCUGCUCAAGCUUGAGAGGGCGUGGGUUCACUACCUCGGGAAUCCGAGCCAUGCUGUGGAGGCUGACUCAAUCGAGCAGCCACUCAUCGAUGUUGAGAACAGUCGUCCGGAAGAUGCGGAACGACAGCGUCUUGUCAUGCCCAAUCGCAAGCGUCCAACACUGCGCCCUCACUUUUUUGGGUCCAAGGUCGACGCGCUACGGCACCUGGAGGAGAAGUUCAAGGAGGCCGACCUUGCCGUGCUCAGGCGACGCCUGACGGGCAAAUUCAAGCCGACACAUGCGGCGUUCGUGACAUUCGAGAAAAUGUCCAGUGCGCAAAUUGCGGUGCAAGUUGUUUAUGCUCCAGCUCCAGCUCAAUGCCGUACGUACCUCGCGCCUGAGCCACGAGACAUUAUCUGGGCGAAUAUGACGCUCGCACCUGGUUCUGCGCUCGCACGCGACUGGCUCGUGAUUGGCGCGAUGUUGCUGCUCCUGUUCUUCUGGGUCAUCCCGGUCACUGCCCUUGCUGGAUUAUUGAGUUACAAAGAGAUCAAGAAGACGUGGCCUGCCCUUGCAAGACUUAUUGACGCCAACGCGCAAAUUGGUGUGAUCGUGCAGAACUCGCUCCCUUCGGUAGCGGUUAUCACACUGAACGCAUGUUUGCCGUUCUUGCUUGAAAGCCUGACAUACAUUCAAGGAUACAAAGCACGCAGUUGGAUUGAAUACUCUUUGCUAAAGAAGUAUUUUCUCUUCCUGCUCACUAACGUUGUCUUCAUCUUCCUAUUCGCGAGUACUUACUGGCAACUCGUCCGGGACCUCGCAAACUCGCCAGCCAAGAUUCCGGAGAAGCUUGCGGCUGCGCUGCAGCAAGGUAAUGCCAGACAUUUCUUCGUGUCUUACGUUAUUCUGCAAGGCAUCGGCCUCAUGCCGCUGCAACUCCUCAACCUUGGCGUCAUUAUCCCGCGUAUUAUCUUCCGGAUGUUCGUCACUCGCACACCGCGCGACUUUGCGGAGCUGAAUGCGCCACCGAUGAUCAACUACGGUGCCGUGUAUCCGCAAGGUAUCCUCAUCUUUGUCAUUACGCUGUUGUACAGCGUCGUCCAGCCGCUGAUCGUCAUCUUCGGUGCAAUUUACUUUGGCAUCGCAUAUGUGGUUUAUAAGUACAAAUUGCUGUUCGUUUUCUAUAAGCCGUACGAAUCACAAGGACAGGCCUGGCCGAUCACGUUCACUCGCCUCAUCUGGGGAAUCAUCAUCUACCUCGUCUUCAUGUCUGGCAUAUUCAUCCUUCGGAAAUCUUACGUCCUCUCAACGCUUCUGAUUCCCCUGCUUGGCUUCACGUUACUCUGGGCGUGGUACACAGACAAGAAGUUCAAGUCACUCAGCAAAUACGUGAGCCUCAGCUCGAUAUUUGAGGUCCAGAAAGGCGCGAGUACCGCAGAGGUGACCAGGCUGAGGGCUGGUCAUCCCGUGACGUGGUCCCAGAGCUACCUCAACCACCGGCGGUAUGCGCAGAACGACGAUACCCUAUAUGUCGCGCCGGAGGACGAACGCACGGAUUACUCACAGCCGCCCAUGGCGAACUGGUACCCUGGUGUGCUAAACACUGGCAAGCGCAGAUACGGACAUCCUGCCCUUAAUGGCGUGCUUCCCCAGCCGUGGCUGCCCUUGAAGAAGGGCCAGACGCUGCGCAACGGCCCGCCAGCGGCGCCAGGCGCUUCCUCGACUGACACGACACCCGCCGUGGUGUUGACGCUUCGCAAGCGCCGAAGCGUGGCAAGGACGAUCCCGACGCGCUCGCAGACGGAACCAGUACCGCGCACAAUGGACGAUGCAACAGCGAACCCGUGGCAGGACGCACCAAGCGAACGCCCGCGGCACCUCACUCAUCGGCUAAGCUUUGACCACGCAUCUGGCGUGAUUAUGCUCCCCGAGGACGGCGCGUGGCUCGAUGAGGAGACUGACUCAGACGAGGAGGAUAGCACUGUACAGAAUGUGCAGGCGCUGCGCGUAGCCGAGGAAAUCGGGCAGCACGACGCGGAGCAGCCGACAGAGACCAGCGCGCUGCAGGCAUCUUCGAGUGGGCGGCGGUACGGGACAUAUUAUCACCAUCCCGAGCGACGAAAGCGAACGGAUUCGCGCGUGCUCAGUGGAUGACAUCCGAGGUCAUGAUCUUCUACGAAUCUGUCACGACCUGUUUCGUUUGACCCUUUCACGAACUGUGGUACAAGUAGCAAAUUUUUGUUCUUCGAAUACAUACUUAGA
Molecule: messenger RNA, 2892 nt
Organism: Phanerochaete carnosa HHB-10118-sp
Lineage: Eukaryota; Fungi; Basidiomycota; Agaricomycetes; Polyporales; Phanerochaetaceae
Exons: 8
Coding region: 85-2784 (899 amino acids)
Cellular component (GO): plasma membrane
Molecular function (GO): calcium-activated cation channel activity
Source: RefSeq, a predicted model, not a curated record